AUGAAUUACUUAUCUUUUAUAGAUAUUUUUGGAGUGGAGUUCAGAUAAUAAAUCCAUCUUAAUGUUAAAAGUCAGAAGUCAGUAUUUGGAGGAAUUACAUCCCUUUUGAUUUUAACAACAAGUUUGGGGUAUUUGAUUUACAUUUUGAAUGAGUGGAUUUAAUUUCGUUUGCUUCCAAAGUCAACUAGCACAAUGAAAGCUAAUUUAGCUUCUGAAUUAUAAUAUGAUCAAGAUGCUAUCCUAUUUGAAUUUUUUUAUUGGAAAUACUCAGACUAAUAAUCAGAUCCUUUUAACUAAUAAAAUAACAUAUUAACACCUUUAGGUAUUUAUUUUGAAGAUGGUUAACCGACAACAAUAUUUUCUUUUCUAUCUUAGGUAGAAUCACUUUCUUAUUAUGGAACUAAAAAAUUUGGAUUAAAUCAGUUUAAAUUGUCUUAAAAUAGUAAAGGCACAUCUAAAGAAAAUGUGAGAGAAAUGAUGCUUGUAUUUGUUAGAUGCAAUUAAACAUAUCUAUCUGAAAAUUAGACCUGUGCAAGUUAAUAGGAAAUUGAUCAUUUCUUUGAUUCUGCUGUGAAUUAUAUGGCAUUUCAGAUUAAUUUAAAAUAGUUUAAUUCUUAAAAAGAAGAAUUUGAAUUUGUUAAAAAGACAUACUAUUUUUCAUUAGAUAAAGCAAUUUCAACUUAAAGUUAAAUAUUGCUAAAGUAAACUUAAGCUUUUAUUGACAGUGGCAUAAUAUUAAAUUCUAUCCAAGAAGAAACUUUUGUACAAGAUGCUUAUAUUUUGACAACAUCAGCUUCUAUAAGUUUUUGGAAAAAAAUAAUAGGUAUGGACACAUAUUUUAAUAUGAUUUUUCGUCUUGAUCCUGUUUCUGAAGAACUAAAUAUUGUUUAUCCUAAACUUGGAGAAGUAUUAGCCUAAGUUGGUUCAAUUGUAAAUAUGCUUAUGAUUUUGAAGUAUAUAAUAUUAUACUACAAUGAAAAAUUAUUAGAACAUACUUUUAUAGAUUAAGUAUUAAGCUUUUAUUUCACUGAUUAUAAAUAAAUCAAAAAAUCUAAGGUAAAUUAUGAUAAAAAAGCAUGUUCUAUUUUAGUAGAAUAAGCUUAAAAAAGACUUGUUUAUAUUAAUAUCAUUUAUGAACUUUCAAGAAUAUAAUUAUUCCUAUAGAAUCAUUUUGGCCGUAAAAAGUUAUAAGAAAGUCAUUCUAUGGGAAUCUUAUUAAAGCCACCUAAUAAGAACUUAAAUUAAGAUUUAGAAUAAGCAUUGGCUUAAUGCUAAGAGGAAAAUUUAGAAGAUGACAAUUAAACAUUUCAUAUACAAGACUUUUUCUUAUUGAGUUAACCUAAACAAUUGUUAAAUUAAAUAGAAGAUUAAUCUGUCCGUAAACAUGAUCCAAUAAUUACACCAAAUCUGAAUCAUUCAUUAUAAUGAUUUUUUAUCUAAUAAGAAGAUCAUCAAAAUAUUUAUUUAUUCUACAUUUCUUAAAAAAAUUGAUUGUUCUAGUUAAUUUUAUAUAAUUUAUAUCAGUAAUCAUAUUAAUUUAAUAAUAAUAUAUUAAGAAAGUGAUGGGUUAUNUAACAUAUUAACACCUUUAGGUAUUUAUUUUGAAGAUGGUUAACCGACAACAAUAUUUUCUUUUCUAUCUUAGGUAGAAUCACUUUCUUAUUAUGGAACUAAAAAAUUUGGAUUAAAUCAGUUUAAAUUGUCUUAAAAUAGUAAAGGCACAUCUAAAGAAAAUGUGAGAGAAAUGAUGCUUGUAUUUGUUAGAUGCAAUUAAACAUAUCUAUCUGAAAAUUAGACCUGUGCAAGUUAAUAGGAAAUUGAUCAUUUCUUUGAUUCUGCUGUGAAUUAUAUGGCAUUUCAGAUUAAUUUAAAAUAGUUUAAUUCUUAAAAAGAAGAAUUUGAAUUUGUUAAAAAGACAUACUAUUUUUCAUUAGAUAAAGCAAUUUCAACUUAAAGUUAAAUAUUGCUAAAGUAAACUUAAGCUUUUAUUGACAGUGGCAUAAUAUUAAAUUCUAUCCAAGAAGAAACUUUUGUACAAGAUGCUUAUAUUUUGACAACAUCAGCUUCUAUAAGUUUUUGGAAAAAAAUAAUAGGUAUGGACACAUAUUUUAAUAUGAUUUUUCGUCUUGAUCCUGUUUCUGAAGAACUAAAUAUUGUUUAUCCUAAACUUGGAGAAGUAUUAGCCUAAGUUGGUUCAAUUGUAAAUAUGCUUAUGAUUUUGAAGUAUAUAAUAUUAUACUACAAUGAAAAAUUAUUAGAACAUACUUUUAUAGAUUAAGUAUUAAGCUUUUAUUUCACUGAUUAUAAAUAAAUCAAAAAAUCUAAGGUAAAUUAUGAUAAAAAAGCAUGUUCUAUUUUAGUAGAAUAAGCUUAAAAAAGACUUGUUUAUAUUAAUAUCAUUUAUGAACUUUCAAGAAUAUAAUUAUUCCUAUAGAAUCAUUUUGGCCGUAAAAAGUUAUAAGAAAGUCAUUCUAUGGGAAUCUUAUUAAAGCCACCUAAUAAGAACUUAAAUUAAGAUUUAGAAUAAGCAUUGGCUUAAUGCUAAGAGGAAAAUUUAGAAGAUGACAAUUAAACAUUUCAUAUACAAGACUUUUUCUUAUUGAGUUAACCUAAACAAUUGUUAAAUUAAAUAGAAGAUUAAUCUGUCCGUAAACAUGAUCCAAUAAUUACACCAAAUCUGAAUCAUUCAUUAUAAUGA
Paramecium primaurelia is the source of this 2698-nucleotide messenger RNA. NCBI's taxonomy places the organism in Eukaryota, Ciliophora, Oligohymenophorea, Peniculida, Parameciidae. The record is from the annotation of a GenBank genome assembly.